Molecule: messenger RNA, 4353 nt
Organism: Penicillium atrosanguineum
Lineage: Eukaryota; Fungi; Ascomycota; Eurotiomycetes; Eurotiales; Aspergillaceae
Product: DUF3433 domain-containing protein
Exons: 3
Coding region: 1-4353 (1450 amino acids)
Source: RefSeq, a predicted model, not a curated record
AUGGCCUCGAGGGACUAUAAUACAUCGGAGGCUCGCAACGUCCUUGGCAACAAGCCUCAUUUUCAGCCUUUUGUUCGACCAAGCCGCUCCACUUCCCGGACUCGAAGCGAUCAGUCAGACAAUACCAGUAUUGCCAGCACCGCCCGGUAUAAUAUACAACCGUCAAAUGGCGUUCAAAUUAGCGAAAAGUCAACCGCUGCCUGGGCGGCGAGUUGGACACCGUAUACCUUUAAACAUCCAUUCUUGGCCGUCUUGAGCUUUGUCGCCUUAUCCCUUUGCCUCGUCACAUUUCUACUUUGGUGGCGGUCUUCAACAAAUUAUGGUCUUGGGCCUGAUGAUGGCUCGUCAGCUCUCCUGUUCGGCUGGAGAUAUACACCGACCUUGAUUGCUGUGAUAUACGUUCAAAUGGCUGCUGUACUGUUUGGGGAUAUCAAGCGUACAGAGCCCUACGCACGGUUGGCACGUUCAAGUGGAGCAGAUGCAUCUGUUAGCAUUCUCGAACCACCGAUAGCCUGGUGGACUGCGCUCUACGACGGUUUCGCGAAGAAGAAAAAUGGCUCACGUAGCUGGGCUCUGAUUUGCGUUUCUUUUCUUAACAUUUUUGGAUUUCUGGCAAUUUCUUCUUUGUCUUCCGCCUAUCUAUACUCCAAUGAAGUGGAGGUUCCAAAGUCGACCGACUUUCUUCAACUGGUACCAACAACCGACUCGCCUCUGCCAAUCGAUGCAGACCGCUCAACACACUUCCAAACAAUCGCCAAUCUGUUGCAGAAUGUGUCGACCUCUCCAUGGAUUACCGAUGAAUAUACCAUUCUUCCAGUCUGGCCCUCCAACUUACAAAUGGCACCUAUCAAUUCCCUUCCGUCAAGCUCAUCUCAAACAUGGGAGGCAGAGACAAUGAUGUUCAAAACUGACUUCAGCUGUACAUCAAUGACCGUGGAUCGUGAAACCUUUCUCGACGUAAAUUAUACGAAAAAUGGAGUCAUGUAUGGACCCACCCCUUCUGUCUCAAUGAUCUGGUCCACUCCGAGCGGAUGCAAAUACGGCCUAUCCGUGGACAAGACUUUCUUCAAUAUGGGAGGCGGCAGCUGGUCUGAUGCAUCAACAUUUUACUACGCCACAAGUUCUCUCUUCUAUGAUGCAGGAAGCCCUUUAUUCACCACCAACAUGACGGAAGAAUGCAAAGGCAAAGAGGUCUUGAUUGUAACUGAUUCCUGGAAAAAGUCAGGAGCUGGUUAUUCGGCGCAGCUGUGUGACACCAAGUAUUACAUGGCCAACGUUAUAGCAUCCAUUGGUCUUACGGGCGAUGAUCCCAAUAUCUCUUUCAACGAGACCGAGUUUGAGGCGAACAAAGUCUCUAUCCCCGACACUUUGGUAAACACAACUGAGUUCCGAAGCCUCAUGUUGGAUUCAGACUGGCCGACGUACAUGAUUUCGAUCCUGUGGUCAAAAACCGCGUUGUUAGGCGGUCCUUCAAUUUUACUAGGGGCCCUGUAUGACUACAACAUGACUGCCUUGAUCGAAGAUCCGAAUUGGGUCACUUCAGCGGCCAAAUCAAAGCAGCGCUAUUUUGGAGAGGUCUUACAAGCAGCUUUAAGCAACCAGGGUGCAUCCAGGAAGGCUGGAUUGCAAGGAAUCGUUCGAGACAUUGAGAAUCGAGUGAUCGUACAAGCCGGUGUCGCCAUUGCAUUAGGAACUCUUUUUGCGCUCUCUUUCUUUCUUGUACUCGCUGUUUGGUGGCUUUCCAGAUUGGGACGGAGACCAUUGAACUUGAAGGAAGACCCGGCUUCUACCUUGGGUGUGGCCUGCUUGUUGACGCACAAUCCUCGAACCCAGCAUAGUUUCCAGGCUUUCAAGCAACCUUCGGAGAAGGAAUUGCAUGAGAAGUUGGAUGGUGUUCAAUUCUAUACAAAUUCUCAUGGCCUAUCUCGAAUCAAUCCUGAUGAAGCGCUGAGCAGCAACUCAUCUCAGUCUGAGAAUGGGACGCCGAAACUACUCCGUUUACCGGCUCUUUUUGGCUUGGUUACUGCUCUUGUGGCAGUGGUUGUUGGUAUCGCCGUCCUCUACCAUUUUGCGGAGACGUCAGGUCUGUACCAGAAGGCCUUUGUCUACGAAGUCAACUUCUCCUGGCUUAGCAACGGUAUAUCAUCUGUGGCCCCCUUCUCCAUGAUUCCUACUGUCAUUGCAACGGGUAUUGGCCUGUGGUGGAGUGCCAUUGACGACAACUUUCGUCGUCUCCAACCUUUCAUAGCCAUGUCAAAGAGUCAUCCACAAUUUUCACGAGGCGCUAGUCUGUCAUAUCAGUCUUCAUUCUGGAUGUGGGCGUGCAUGAAGGCUGCGCUCAACAAGCACUGGCUUCUUGCUCUUCUGACCUUCGGCAGUAGUCUCUCGCCUAUAUUCACUAUUUCCAUGUCUGCUCUCUUUGAUCGCGGCCCGGGGGUUGUUUCUCAGCCGAUCACAUUCGAACGUUCAAUCGAGAUUCGCGACAUUCCUUUUGUUUUCCCCACUGAACAGUCUUACUACCCCAGCGCUUCGAAUGACUACGCAGCAGUUAUUCUCGCAGAUCUCUACAAGAAUCUUUCUACCCAUUGGAUGUAUACCGCUACGAUUCAAUUGGCUUUGAAUGGAUCCCAGCCUGCAUGGAGCAAAGACGGAUGGAGUUUCGUGCCCACCCAAAUGACAAAUCUCAGCACUAUCAACCUGCCCAAUGACCUCGACGCUUCUGAUCAAGCUGUUGACGGAUCUCAAACCAAUGUUUCUCUCGCGACCCCUGCGAUGAGAGGUCGAAUUGAAUGCAGCGAAUACCCUCUCGACGUUUUCAUGAACAUUUCCAACUGGCUUACGAUUAAGGAUAUCAGCAACCACACUAUCUGGAACACGAGCACAAUUCCCAAAGAUGCCAAAGGAGCGUACGUUGAAGGGGGUUAUCAAUUGGGCGCAGUCGCACCUUGGACGGGAACACCACAUCCCAGCAUGAUAUACCCGGUGAAUACAUCCGACGCGGCCCUAAGUGGAAACGGAUCGUGCCCCGGCUGCACAACCGUCUUCGUUAAUCCGUCCCAGAUCACUUGUUGUGAAAAUGGAAGCAGCAGCGAGUGGGACCCGAGUGUGGCUGUUGGGUACUGGUCACCAAAUACGAAUCUCGAGUCAUUUUCGACACGCCAGUGGCAUCGAAACUUCACUGCCAAGUGGCUGUACGGAAAUGCAGUGACAGGAAUCAAGAAUAAUAAAAACACUCUCGGUGGUGCUUACUAUGACGUUGACAUGCUGUUCCCCAGCAUACCUUCAAUAUUACUGCUGGACUGCAAGCCAAUUGUUGAGUCCGCCGAGGCAGACAUUAUUGUAAACCCGGCGAACGGCGAAAUCCAAUCCUUCAAUAUCACGUCCACACCCAAAGAGCUGACCGAAGCCUUCGCGGACAACUUCCUUCCUCACAAUCAAACCCACUUCAGUCGAGAAACUGGCCAGGUCACCUACAAUGUGACAGUGAGCUUCGGUCGACUCUUCAUGGCAUCCAUGUUAACUGCCGCCGAUACCUUGGGCAUCGGCGGUGCAGCCCACACCAGCGGCUUCCUGACCGAAGAUCUAUACGACAACACGUACAAUAUUCGCGACGAAAUAAAUGGCCUCAACAUGGACUUCAUGACCUAUGCCAUGUACUGUAUGGUCAACAAGGACCCCACAGCUCUCCUCAACUCGACCACCUAUCGAACCCUCGCCGAGAAUACAUUCACGACAUUCUUCCAGCACUAUGUCAGCAACGACGUCUCCCUCGAAACUGGUGGUUGGGGCUACCAGAAAAUAAAUGCCAGUUUGCCGAGCACCCUGGGUCCUGUGAUCGAAAUUGUCAACAAUUAUCUCCCUGGUACCAAGGCUGCAGCAUACCAAGAUGUCAUGCAUCCAAUUUCUCAUACAAAUCGCACAGCCGCCGCACACGUCACGCAACGUGUAGAGCUCCUGCAAAUGAAUGCUGUCGCCGUCUGGCUCAGCAUCGGAAUCAUGGGUUGGUUGAUCAUCACAACGGCCGUGGUAGCAGUGCUACAAAAACGAUACUUCGGAAGUCUAGUUCGCAACGUGGAAUGCCUAGGCGACGUGCUUGUCCUAAUAGCAGGAAGUGCAAACCUCCUCCAAGUAGUCCGCGAGAUCCAAGCCGGACGAUUAAGACCAGACGACUACGAGCAUCUACGGACACGACUGGGCUGGUUCGUUGACGAAGAUGGAGGAUUACGAUGGGGGAUCGAGAUGGAAGAGAGUUUUGCCGAAGGACCAGACGUGAACUGGAUAUCUGAAGCACAAUUCUCGAAGGAAAAGGGUGGGACGCGGACAUGGACGUUUCACGGGGACCGAAACCUGUGA